Messenger RNA from Laccaria bicolor S238N-H82, 4854 nucleotides. RefSeq lists its product as uncharacterized. The record is from RefSeq and is a predicted model, not a curated record. The coding region runs from base 1 to 4854 and encodes 1617 amino acids. NCBI's taxonomy places the organism in Eukaryota, Fungi, Basidiomycota, Agaricomycetes, Agaricales, Hydnangiaceae. The transcript has 3 exons.
AUGAACGUAGCAGCUCUCUUGCAAGACUCCCCCUCUGAAGAUUCAAAUAACCGUCGUCGUCCUAUUCAACAACAAGACAACUGGCCCCCUUACGAUCGCCGACAAUCUCAAUGGUCCUCCUCUUCAGCACCGUACAUCCGCACAGAUCAGCCACAUCCACCCACACCACCACCACCAGCAGCAGCACCACCCCCCUUCUCAACCGUCGACGCUCGCACAGGGUCAAACAAUGUCACUCAACGUCCAUCUCCGCCGAACCCUCCGAACCUACCCCGGAGCAGCGCCGCCCCUUUUCCUCCUCCGGACUCGUUAUCACCACGAACAAGACAAAGGCAUCCCUCGCCCGUCAUCACGUCCACAACAACCCCACGUCACGUUCACGACAACACAACAUCUCCAGCCAUGGCCUCGCUUCGCUGCCCCAUCGAGACCCCGAUCACCCCCGGUUCCUGGCAUCAUCAUCACCCGGGGUCCUCCUCGUCCAUCGUUGGAGACAGUCGCAUUCAACAACAACUCGACUCUCGUAUUCAACUAGACCCUCGUCUUGUUGAUCGCACCACUACGCCCAUGGACUGGCCGGAGAGAGAUAGGAGAAAACAGACGGCGCUUGCUGGGCCUGGUACGGGUGCUCCUGAUGAUAUCCCACUUAAACCUCCACCACCUCCUUCACAACCCCAACCAUCUCGACAAGUCCGGAAAACCGAUCCACUAGACGAAUACAGAGACGAAAAACGACACAUUGAGCGCGAUCAACAACGAGCAAGGGGUGAGAGGGAGAGGGAACAACGAGAUAGAGAUAGAGAUAGAGAGGACAUGGAUAUCAUUCGCGCAGUUGCUUCUGAACGACAACAACAGCAACAACAUAGACCUUCCUUACCCGUCGACUAUAGGGGUCUUUCUCCUCCUCCACCUCAAGGCAGCAUAAGUGGUCCAGGACAGAGAGGCGCUACCCCUGCUGCUGCUGAACUUUUGGUCCUCAAGCACGGUGCGGAUCGGACGUACCCACCCAGCAUGGAUACCAGGCACGGUCCUCCCCCGCCUUUGUCUGCUGGUAGCGACAGGGAAAGAGAGCGUCCUAUGCACAUGGCUCGUCCGGGACCACCACCUCCUCCUCCUCCACAUCAUCUUCACCUGGGUCCUCCUGGGAUGCAUCCUCGUGAACGAGAGAGGGAGCAUAUCGUGCAGCAGCAGAGGGAACGAGAUAGGGCUCGCGAUUUGCGGGAGCGGGAGAUGUCUGACAGACGUGAGCUCGACAGAGGACGCGAGCUUGAUAGAGGACGUGAUCUUGACAGAGGGCGUGAGCUUGACAGAGGACGCGAGUUGUCGGACAGAGGACGCGAACUGCCAGACAGGGACAGAGUACGCGAACGCGAAUUGUCAGACAGGGAUCGGGAACAACACAUGCGUGAAAGAGAACGAGAAUAUCAGACCCAGCAGCAAGACUUUCCGCUUCACCCGCGUGACCGUGACCGUGAACGAGACCGGGAGCGAGAGCGAGAGAGGGAUCAUCAUCCACACACACACCGGGAUCGUGAGCACCAAAGGGAGCGCGAACAGCAUGCGUACCGUGAAAGGGAACAAGUCCACAUGCAACAACGCGACAAGGAGAGAGAGCAGCAUGUCCUUCAGCGCCAGUCGAGUCCUCCCCCUCCUCAUCCACAUCCCCAGCAAUAUCAGCAGCAGCGCCAGUCGAGUCCUCCGCACCCAAGACAAGCGAGUCCGCACAAUUCGCUUGUACAUCCUAGUCCAAGGGCGCAUGUGCAUCAGCGGCCGGGUAGUCCUCCUCGUGUGCAUGUGCAUCAGAGGCCGGGUAGUCCUCGUAGACCACCCAGCCCUCGCGCUCAUCAACGACCACUUAGUCCUCGUAGACCACCCAGCCCAAGUCCUCGCGCUCAUCAACGCCAUCCAAGCCCACGCCGCCCACCAAGUCCUCACGCCCAAAGACAAUCAAGUAAUCCACCACUUGUUCCUCCAGCUGUUCCUCCGCCACCGCAACAGCAGUUCCAGACACGCUUCCACACGCAGUUCGUCACUGGCCUGUCGAGGGUGUCUUCGCCUGUCCCUGUCCCUGGCCCUGGGAUGGGCGGUGGGAUUGGGAUGGGGAUUAUGGUUGGGGAUGGUGUGAAGAGGGAUGUUAAACGGGGUGCUGGGGACCACGAACGUGAAAGGGAGAGAGAAAAGAAGGGGUCACUAAGCCUAAGCCGGAGUGGUGGUGGUGGAAGGGAACGUGAGAGGGAGAGGGAACGGGAAAGGGAACGGGAUAUGUAUGCUGCUGCUUUGGGAGCAGGAGCAGGAGGGAGGAAAGUGGAUGUUGACGCGCACCAGCACCACCAGCAGCAUGAGCGGCAAGCUCAUAGACCCGGACAUGGGCAUCAUCACCAUGUACAUCAUCAUCAUCACCAACAUCACCACCACCACCAGCCGCAGAAUCAUAAUCAACAACAGCCCCAUCACACGCAUCGUAAUGAAGAAGAUGUUGAGAUGCUUGAUGGGGAUGGGUGGCAUGAGGCACAGGAGGCGCAAGAAGAAGAGGAGGAGGAGGUGAUGGUGGGUGAGGAUGCGCCAAAGGCGAGGGUGAAGGUUGAUUUGGGGACCUUUGUGUAUCCCCGUGUUCCGUUUCCUUAUUUCUUUGAUUUGGGAUCUGGGUUGUUGGUGAGGGAUAAGGAGGACGAUAGCAAGGAUGUGGAGAUGGAGGUGGUGCAAGAGAAGGUUGAGAAAAGUGGGAAUGGGAAUGGGAAUAAUGGAGAGGAGGGUGAGAUUCGGGAGGUGAAAGACAAAGAGAAAGACAACGAGAAAGAAAAAGAGAAAGAUAAGGUGAAGGAGGAGGUGGUUACUGAGAAGAUGGAGGGAUGGGAGCCUGAGCCUGAGAAGCCCGAGGAAGGGAAGAAAGAGUUAGCUCAAGACGAACAAUACACCGUCGACGUGGAAACGCGCGCGACAAUCAUCAUACCGUGCGGUCAUAUACCCCUCGAAAAGCCCACGCGCCCACGAAUAUGGGGUGGAGGUCUUACCGGACCCACGCGCCGUAAAUCCACGUCGAGGAGGAGGCGUAGUUCGUCCAGGAGACGGAGUUCUGGGAAGACUAGCAAUAACAAGCCUCCCUUCGAAGUGCCCUUGCCCUCUUCCUCCUCCUCCUCCUCCAAACGUCCCAGACGGAUAUACACGGACGACUCUGAUUUAUUCCUCUGUGCGGUGCACGCUGGCUGGGUAACAUGGAGUGGAGCUGCGAAAGCCCGGAAGAUGGGAAGGGAUAUGAGGGUUGAUGUUAGGGUGUUGAGGUGUACGGGUGUUGGGGUGGGUAGUAUUUUCGCUGCUGGUGGUGGUGCUGGUGAUGAUGAUGGGGCACUGAGUAUUGUGAAGGAGGAGGUUGUGGGGAGGUUUAUUGCUGGGUGGGGGGAGAGGUGUACGAGGGUUUGUGGGAGGAGGGGGUUGCUUCGUAAAGAAGAGGAGGAGGACGCGUUGAAUCAAGAGCAGGAGGGGGAGGAUGAUGUUCCUGAGAAUGAUGGUCGUGGAUUGGCUAGUGCUGCGUGGGGUAGUGGACAUGAUGGGAGUGCUAUUGAGAUUGUUGGUGUUGAGUUUGUGGAGGUGAAUACUUCAGCUGAACUUCAUCGUCUUUCUUCCUCUUACUUUUUCUUUCAGAAGGGAACUGCACGCACCUCCCCCAAUCUAGGUCGGCGAAAUCGCUCUCAACGUCUUUUAGAGUACACUGAACGACGAGCGAGCAUUUUGGGCGUACCCUGUGCGCGCCUUGCAAGCAGGAAGAGGAGGAGAGGAGGAGGAGGAUGCUGGGAUAGUUGGCCUCUGCGACGGCUGCCUAAUGCCACGGUUUUGGAUGUUAUUCCUGAAGUUGAGGAGGAGGAGGAAGAGGAAGAUGAUCACGUUGCGAGGAGGUUGACGAACUGGAAGGAGGAGUGUGAGUUGAUGAGUAGGAUGAAUAUGGUGUUUGCUGUGGGUAUUACGGGUGAUAUGAGGAUUGGAUAUAAAUAUGUUCCUUCUCUCAUCAAGGAGAUCUUAUUCCCUUCGCCUCAACCAUCUCCUCCACCACGUAAACGUCGAAGAAUAGAAGACCCUGACGCGGGCUCUAGUCCCGACAACAACAACACCAACGAAUUACAAAGGUCACUCAUCCUCGAAACUGUGAAAGAGAGCUACCUUCUUUCGCCUAGCGUAGACUCUACCGAAGGGGGCCGCAAAUACGACAUUUGUUUGAUUUUGGAAAAGGAAGUUGUGGUUGAGGUGGAUCCGGUUCUUGUUGUUGAUGGAGAGCAUUCGGUGGUGGUUGUGGAUGAUGUUGUUAUGGGAGACGUUGUGCCCGUGCAAGGGCUAGCUGCGCAGACGGAAUCAACGACGCUUGAAGGUCAGCCCACAGAGGCAAUCUCAAGUUCGGGCUCUGCGAUGGAUACCAAGGCUGAGGAUGUCAACUCUAAAACUGAAACCCCCUCCAAUACCGUCGAACCACCGGAAGAUAGUCAACCCUUGGAUAUCGGUGACACUUCUCCUCAUUCUACAGAGUCAUCUCCACACCCGCCAGCUACACUUCCCAAAGUGUCGACUGACGACGUCCCCGGCACCUCAUCAGUUCCUGAAGAUCAUCCACCACUGCCUCCACCUACCACCGCCUCUGAUAGCUCGAUAGUCCCAAGUACUAAAGAGAACGAAAAGGUCACACCACCACCACCACCACCACCACCACAUCAGCCAGUUCAGGUUCUGCAACGGAAUCUCACAGAGUCCAUGUUCCGCUUCACUUGGGAGGGCGUGAAGAUUGUUGAACGGUCAAGUGAUGACGGGCCCGUGGAGACGGAGUGGGCGAUCCAAGUUGUCAAUUGGAAGUGGGCACCUGCUUUGCGGUGA